ACCCACUCCGUGUCUCGUCUGUCAAAGAAACUACCUUGACUGCCUAAACAAGCGCCCCGACCACCAGAAGAAGACAAGGACCAGCAAAAAGUGAGGUGGUUGAGCAAGACGGCCACAGCCGCUUCGCUCGUCAGCCAACCGAUUAAAUUUUUUUUCCUCCUUUCCUCGUCAUCAUCACAAAACAAAGUCGUCGCGCCAGAUACCAAAAACAUUCACGCGCGCUCUCCUGACUCACUCAUACACCUUUUCGCCAUCGAAGCGCAGACGCAACGCACGCUCGCCACUCUGAACGUCGCCAAAAGCAAGCCCCUGGCCAGAUUCCCUGCUGGGUCGGCGUUUCGUCGUUAGGCUCAUUAGGCGCCCACCGCUCAUCCUUGCUGCGUUGUGCGUCUCGUCGAUAUCGUCAGGCCACAGUUUCUCCCACAAACAACGCAAGAAAAGAACGCAAGCUCAAAGAAGCCAUUUCGUUUGGCUCCAGGUUUAGGCAGAGCGGCUUAUUUUUGCAGCGGCACCACAAACUUGCCACUAGCCAAGGCUGGCCACCGAUCCCGUAUAUUGGCGGAUUGCAAGCGUUUCACUUCACAUGCGACCACAGCCUCCCCGGCCACAAUCGGACUGUCUGCCUAUGGAUCAAUGACUCUAGUUUGCUCACUCAGAUCACGCGCACAAUAAUCCCUACGCGCCACAAACUUGAGCCUUAUUUGACAUCCUAUUCCCUCCAAAAGUGAGCUGUUGUGCCGACAUAUAAUGGCUCAGCAAUAUCGCCCCGGCCCCGUGCCUCAGACAACGUGUGACGAGCACGGCUUGUUGAAUAAGAUAUUGGGUUUGGAUGGUUCCGGCUCGUCCAUCCCUACAUCAGCAACUUCGCCACGCCACGACACCCUCGAACUGGAUGGCGAUAUUGACCCAAAUCGUGAUAUAAUACGCAGAGUCCCUCGAGAAGUCAUCCCCGGCCUGCCUAGAUCCCAAACCUUUAAACGCCAGCAAGAAGAACGCCGAGAACACCUAGCGCCGGUUGAGCCAUCUCUUAACGAGAGACGAGGAACUUCCACAGAUCGCCGAUCGAACCGCCCCGGAACUGCAUCGCAAUAUUCUGACUAUUCUGCGCCUCGACACCAAACACCACUAAGUGUCUACAGCGCAUCGGAAGCUGAAUAUGGCCAUAUGCCUUAUUCUGCUGCACCAUCCUCUGACACUGCCAACAACGAAUCUACCAGGAUGACCCAUGCGGCGUCAACAGAUAUUGGUCAAUCCAGCCGCAGCUUUCCAACACCAGUCGAUGUGCAUUCAAUGACGCCAAUGCAGUUCGAUGCUUUGAUUCACGAUGAAUUGGAGAGAAUCUGGAUCCUUAACUUGAGUAUGCACUUUCGAGACCACUCUAAGCGAGAAAAGUUCUUUGUGACAUACCGAGAGACGGAACAAUCAUGGCGACGAGUGACCAUCUCCCUAGACUACCGCCGCGCUGAGCCAGGCUCCCUGGAAAUGGAUCUCAUGAACACCAAGUAUCAACGAGAUAAGAGUGCCAAGAUUUACGAGGCUAUUCGGGAAAGUCUCGCUGAUAUUGAAUUUUACGACACUGUUACCAACCUCAAGCUUGAAACGACUGACGGACGCCUACACGUACAUGUCGUAGAAGACGGAAAUGAAAUUAUUGACUUCCCUCCGGUAAAUGUUGUGCGUCAUUUGCAAUGCCGCCGAGUUAGGGAACGAGAUGUCGGCUUCAUCUCGCACAUGUCCGCUUUUGUAUAUAAAGUGCGAGCUGAUGACCGUGUCUUGAUCAAGAAGGAAAUUCCCAGCCCGGAAACGAUUGAAGAAUUUCUUUAUGAAAUCAACGCUCUGCAUGCACUUCAAUUCUCAUCCAGCGUCAUCCAAUUCUACGGUGUUAUUGUUGAUGACGACGACGAGCAUGUCAAAGGACUCUUGAUUGACCAUGCCGAACAGGGUGCUCUAAUGGAUAUUAUUUUCGACAACUGCAAAGACUCCCACAUCGGCAUCCCAUGGAGCACUCGGGAGAAGUGGGCGCGCCAGAUUAUCAAAGGUCUUGCCGAUAUCCACGAGACAGGCUUUGUGCAAGGCGACUUUACCUUGUCUAACAUUGUCAUUGAUGGAGCGGGAAACGCCAAAAUCAUCGACAUCAACAGACGAGGCUGUCCACUUGGAUGGGAGCCGCCAGAGGCGUCAGCCUUGCUAGAGUGUAAUCAACGCCUUUCACUCUUUAUUGGUGUCAAGUCGGACCUUUAUCAGCUUGGCAUGGUGCUUUGGGCUCUGGCCAUGACGGAAGACGAGCCCGAAACUCAAGGUCGUCCUCUUAUGCUAGGACCUGAAGUCAACAUUCCUGAUUGGUACAGACGAGUGACGGAGAUUUGCCUUAGUUACGAUCCGCGAUCUCGUCUCCAUGCCUCACAGCUUCUCCAAAUCAUCCCUCCGGCAGCCGAAACCAAGUCUGAAGAGUCCGAUAUGUUGGUUGGAGCGAUCCGCCCUGUUCAACAUACCAACGCCGCAUACAGUUUGCUGAAGCCGCAUCCUGUUGUCCAGCCACUUUGGUCUGACAAGAGAUCAGAACACAACGCAAGCGCACGACCUCUUACCUAUGACCCAUUUUACACCUCCCGUGGCAGAUCGCCCCCUAGUCCCAAUCCAAGCGAUGCGUCUCGUGCUCUACCAAGUAGGACUGGUUGGGCAGCGCAUCGAACCAUGGCGCCAUCGUUCAACUCGAUUGACUCCAAGAUUACGCCUCCCUUUGUUGGACCAGAUGACAGAUCGCUUCCCUCUCGUCAGAGCCACAUCUCGCACCGUCCAAAACUUCGAGACAGCUACAGCAUGCCUAGAUCAACGCUUCGAACUGAGAUGACGAGCCCAGGGGUCAGCGCUGGCGAUGGAGCCGUUACCCCCAAAGGCGAAAUCUGGAAUUUUGAUGUCAAUGGCGCUCGGCCACCCCUGGAUCGAUUUAAAUCGUACGGUCACUUCCGCUCUGAUGCCAUGGUUGGACCCCAUGAGACUCGCAUUGUCAGCGGCGAAUCGGACAGCAGAUUCGGAGACUGGAUGGACAUGGGCAAGAUCCGCGGCCAUAGCAACCCAGAACUGGCGGAUGCAGAGCUUCAAGCCCAUGUCCUGCAACUGGCAAGCCAAACCGCCGAGCUUGACGCCCUUGAAGCACAGCGACCUGUAGCAGAGCGGCCACGACACCUGGAGAGGCAGGAUACCAUCCGAACGUCUUUCUAUAACCCUGACGACAACGAUGUUGCAUCUAAUGAUGUGACAUCCAAUGAUAUCGCGUCCAACGACGUCGCGUCAUGGAUCUCGCGUGUCUCUACGCCGGACUGCGAAAUUGAAGGCGGUGCACAACUGGCCAGGAGCGAGACUGAUGAUCCAGCACCCCUAGAGAGCAUUGUUGAUAAGCGACUGGAGAGAAAGUUGGAGAUUCCAGCACCAACCCCAGAACUACCAUCUGGGCCAUUUGAGAAUGCCACGCGAGAGCCAUUCAACGCGCAAACUUCCUUUGCACCAUCCCUGGCUGGCAUUGGAUCUGCCCACGGGCCUCACUAUGAACGAGACUGUAUGGCCGAAAUCCGCAUCGGCGACGAUGACUUUACCACGCUGAAGCGCAACGAAACGAUACCUACCAUGUAAUGAACGACUUAACGACGAUUACGACCCAAGCAACGUUUUGAACUCUUUGAAAGCAUUAUUAUUAGCAUGGCAACAACUCACUUUGUGUACAAUGUAUUCAUAUUAGCUACAUUUUCAUAUUUCUGUAUAGCGUUUCUUCUUGGAUAAUUUGAUCACUAUUUGAAAUACCUCUUCUGAUAAACAAACAAACAAGUACGCAUGCCGUGUGAUGUGACGUGUUGAAGCAGGCCAUUCAUUCACAUGGUUCAUCCCGUAAAUAGAUGUCUCGCCUCUUGGCAACCUGAGACGAUGAUGAUGACGCUGUAAUCUCCGAGGUGGCGUUUUGUUGGCCGUGAUAUAGAACCCUCGAUCUAGUAUAGCAACACGUACGUGCGGGUAGACUGCAACGUACUCCAGGUUUGCUUUCCUUACCCAACAUAACAGCUAGUGAUAUAGUUGAUAUUACGCGUACCUAUAUCUGUUCUACUUCUAAUUCAUGACCGCGCGUCUAGUCUACAAAGGCAAACUAGUUGCAACUUACACGUGUCGCGGCGGCGGCGGCGACAUUGCUGCAUGUCUUUCGGGACGUACCGUUAGCUGGGUGGCGC
[Torrubiella] hemipterigena is the source of this 4217-nucleotide messenger RNA. NCBI's taxonomy places the organism in Eukaryota, Fungi, Ascomycota, Sordariomycetes, Hypocreales, Clavicipitaceae. The record is from the annotation of a GenBank genome assembly.